AUGGAGAUAGUACUAUGCAAUACCCACGGUAAAUGUGUAUAUUGUUUGCUUUGACAUAGUCAGUGUUAUAUUGUCAUAAUGAUUAUCUUGUUAUUCGUGCCUGCUGAAACGAGAUGCUUUUCUGAAACGUAUGCUGGCUUGCUACUGUAGCUAUCUAACGUUAGCAGUUUGGGAACAUGGCUCAAUGGUGUUUUCUUCAUCUCUUGGGGUAGAAUAUGAUGCUAGCCACCUGCCUAAUAAUAAUAUUAACAUCAUUGAGCUAUCAUAUCAGCCAAUAACGGUGAUAACGUUAGUAAGAGAAAGACGUGUUUUACUGAAUAUGAACUCAUGUUUUCAUCUAUUUGACUUUACACUAACCAGGCAGCACAUGCAUGCUGAAGACAGGAGUGAAAGAAGGGCCAAAUAAGGGUAAAAGCUUCUACUUGUGCGGGGAGCGUCAACAGGGGUCUCCCUGUGAUUUCACCCAAGUAGCAGGGUAAGUGGUUCUCUCAUGUCAGUUCAUUGAUGCAUGUUUCUCUUUACUCCUGGAGACAUUUCACAUGAAGAGCACUAGCUACAUCCCAACUGAUAUCUGACAGUGGCAUUCUCAAAAGACAUCUAACAAAGUACAGGACUUAUACAAUAGUCAUUUACUGAUAUGACUGGUCUGUUUUAUGGCUAUUGUUAGUAUCCCGGCCUCCCACUGCCUGCUUCAUGAGGAUUCUACGGUGGAACUCCAGACUCUCAUCCGCAGUCAGCAGCAGCAGGGCUACAGGUAUGUCUGUGUGCAUGCGUGUGGAUGCUACAGGUAUGUCUGUGUGCAUGCGUGUGGAUGCUACAGGUAUGUCUGUGUGCAUGCGUGUGGAUGCUACAGGUAUGUCUGUGUGCAUGCGUGUGGAUGCUUCCUCUAACUUUAGCUAUGAUCUAUGGUUUGCGUUCAGGUGUAUUAUCAUACUGUGUCUCACUCUAUUCUCUUCUCAGGUUGUACUACCGAUGUGUUUUGGGGAAGAAAGCAGGUCAGAGGUGGUGUGGCAAUGUUCCCUGGACUGCGGUAAGCACGUCUAACUACUGGUAAUGAUGAACAUACAGUAUGCAUUGCCUAGUUCAUAGCCUAUUACUGUCAUGGCAAGCACUUGUUGAAUGUGUUUCAAAAUGGCUGACUAGUGCUCCACCCCUGCAGCCAGAGGCAGAGAAAUGCAGCCCACUGUCUGACAGACAGCUGCAGCCCUCCAGCCUGCCCCCAGAGAGAAAUCCAUUCAAGGCCCCAGGCAAGACCGACCAGACGUCAGAGUGGAGGAGACUCCAAGAUGGAGGGAGACUGGAGGAUGAGGGCGAAGGAAAGAAUGAGAAAGGUGGAGAGAAUGAGAGGCAUCACAAGAGUGUAGGUAAAGAAAGCGAACAUGGUCGAGGUAUGGGGAAGGAGGAGAGGGGGAUGUCGAGUCCCUCUGAGUCUUGGAGAGACAAACAGCUUCCAGCAGGGAUGAAGAUAAAGAAGAGAGUAUCAGUUGAGGAGAAUAAGAAAAGUGCUGAAACAUCACCUGAGGAGAAAGAAAACACUGCCAAGGAGACGAAAGACAAAAACAAGAACUCAAACAAACACAGCCAAAGAGAGGCUGAGAAAAGCCCGAAGCCCCAGGAUACAGAGGACACACACAAAGCCUCAAAGGGUAGUCAUGGAUACUCUCCACGAGAGCCACCAAUCAAUAGCCUCAAAGAGUCUGGAAAGCAUGCUGGGAAAAAGCCAAGCCCAGAGAGGAAGAAGAGCAGCUACUCCGACUCAAAUGGCACUACCUCUAAAGACGCCCAGGCACCUAAGAGCACAGAGAAGACCAAAACCCCAAUCCCACAAUGCGAUAAACCAGCGCAGCGACUUUCCACUCCAACAACUGAACAGGAUAAGGAGGCAGAGAAAAUGACUGCUUCAUCAUCACAGCAGAGCCAGGACAAGUCCCAUCGUGGGAACCAGUUUGGAGAGUGGAGUUCUGAUGAAGAUGAUGUCCAGUUUGUGUCGGUUCAGCCAGGUACACAGACGACGACUCUAGUACCAGUGGCCCUGGUCCAGAAAGCCCUGACAUCCUUCCCAGGGUUCCAGCCUGCCUCUCAGGUCAAAGGUCAGCAGGAGGACCCCAGGGCCCUGCACAGCCAACUCACCGCUCAGCUCACACAGAAGAAGGUGAAGGACACCCGUGUGUGUGUGUGUGUGUCAGAAUGUACACUGAAAUAAAUAGUUCAUAUUUAACUCUCCUUCCCUCUCUCAGGCCACUCUGUCGGUGGUGAAUAUGUCUGCUCUGCCCGAUAAAGGAGAGAGGUUGAAGAGUCAGGUCAAAGACCUGGAGGAGGCACUGGAGUCUCUCAACCUCAGCACUUCCACUGAGCCAGGUAAGACCCUAGCUAGAUACUGGACUGUUUGGCUAACCACAACAUUGCCUACUGUAUUGUCAUUGUAGGUACUUCAAACACAAUUGAAUGUUUGUAAUUUAACGGUCUGUUUUUAGAGCCUCAGGGUGGCGAUGGUGAUGCCAAACCGAUGCCCACUCCCAGCCAGUACAACCCAUUCAGCUGCCCGGGAGGCACCAUCCUCCUGCCCAUUGCUCCUGCCCCCCCCCAGUACCAGGCCUCCACCAGCUCAAUGGGGCUGCAGCUCAGCCAGGGAUACACUCAGAUGUAUGGAGGUAUAGAACAGGGCCACACACACACACUUGGUAUUCUUGUAUCCUGCUCUAGUCAGAUAAUCUUCUGUCUGUCCCUGAUUGUCCAGUGAACCCCCAGAGCCAAGCGUUCUAUGGAGGCAGGAUGACAGACAACCGUCUGCUAGCGGUGAAGAAUGCCACCUCUGAGGCCAUUGACCACCUCCACAGCUCCUUGGAGUCCUGCCCCGACCCCGACACUGAGGUUACGGACCCCAAAGGCAUCAAGGCAAGACAUCCUUGUACACUACUCAAUGCCUCAACCUUUCUAAACCUCAUAUUGUAUAUACUCUUGUCUAUGGGUAUGGUACCCUAAUCUGCUGUGAUGUUGUGGUCGUUAUCAUUGGUCAGGUGCCUCUACUGGCCCAUCAGAGACGUGCCCUGGCCUGGCUGUUGUGGAGAGAGACACAGAAACCCUGUGGAGGGAUCCUGGGUAAGGUCAACCAGCCUGUAUAUGUAGUUGCUUUGAUUGCAGCAGCCCCAGGGGUUUUGUAAGGAGUUGAAUGCCCAGAGUAUUUCAGAAACGUUCAGAAAAUGCUUUAACAACAUUUCUCCCCUAAUCCUCAGCUGAUGACAUGGGCCUGGGGAAAACCCUCACCAUGAUCGCUCUCAUUCUGGCCCAGAAGAAGAAAAAGAAGAAGAAGGAGGAGGAGGAGGAGGAGGAAGAGGAAGACACUAAAUUGGAAGGCUGGAUCUCCAAAAAUGGUAAUAUCAAAUGGCAUCUUCUCAUGUAAUUAUUAACUCGUAUUCUGAUAUAUUUGGUCAUGUACAGUUGAAGUCGGAAGUUACAUAGACCUUAGCCAAAUACAUUUAAUCUCAGUUUUUCACAAUUCCUGACAUUUAAUCCUAGUAAAAAAUUCCCUGUUUUAGGUCAGUUAGGAUCACCACUUUAUUUUAAGAAUGUGAAAUGUCAGAAUAAUAGUAGAGAUGUAUUUCAGCUUUUAUUUCUUCCAUCACAUUCCCAGUGGGUCAGAAGUUUACAUACACUCAAUUAGUAUUUGGUAGCAUUGCCUUUAAAUUGUUUAACUUGGGUCAAACGUUUCAGGUAGCCUUCCACAAGCUUCCCACAAUAAGUUGGGUGAAUUUUGGCCCAUUCCUCCUGACAGAGCUGGUGUAACUGAGACAGGUUUGUAGGCCUCCUUGCUCGCACACGCUUUUUCAGUUCUGCCCACAAAUGUUCUAUAGGAUUGAGGUCAGCGCUUUAUGAUGGCCACUCCAAUACCUUGACUUUGUUGUCCUUAAGCCAUUUUGCCGCAACUUUGGAAGGAUGCUUGGGGUCAUUGUCCAUUUGGAAGACCCAUUUGCAACCAAGCUUUAACUUCCUGACUGUUGUCUUGAGAUGUUGCUUCAAUAUAUCCACAUAAUUUUCCUUCCUCAUGAUGCCAUCUAUUUUGUGAAGUGCACCAGUCCUUCCUGCAGCAAAGCACCCCCACAGCAUGAUGCUGCCACCCCCGUGCUUCACGGUUGGGAUGGUGUUCUUCGGCUUGCAAGUCGACCCCUUUUUCCUCCAAACAUAACGAUGGUCAUUAUGGCCAAACAGUUCUAUUUUUGUUUCAUCAGACCAGAGGACAUUUCUCCAAAAAGUACGAUCUUUGUCCCCAUGUGCAGUUGCAAACCGUAGCCUGGCUUUUUUAUGGCGGUUUUGGAGCAGUGGCUUCUUCCUUGCUGAGCGGCCUUUCAGGUUAUGUCGAUAUAGGACUUGUUUUACUGUGGAAAUAGAUACUUUUGUACCUGUUUCCUCCAGCAUCUUCACAAGGUCCUUUGCUGUUGUUCUGGGAUUGAUUUGCACUUUUCGCACCAAGGUACGUUCAUCUCUAAGAGACAGAACGUUUCUCCUUCCUGAGCGGUAUGACGGCUGCGUGGUCCCAUGGUGUUUAUACUUGCGUACUAUUGUUUGUACAGAUGAACGUGUUACCUUCAGGCGUUUGGAAAUUGCUCCCAAGGAUGAACCAGACUUGUGGAGGUCAAUAUAUUUUCUGAGGUCUUGGCUGAUUACUUUUGAUUUUCCCAUGAUGUCAAGCAAAGAGGCACUGAGUUUGAAGGUAGGCCUUGAAAUACAUCCACAGGUACACCUCCAAUUGACUCAAAUGAUGUCAAUUAGCCUAUCAGAAUCUUCUAAAGCCAUGACAUCAUUUUCUGGAAUUUUCCAAGCUGUUUAAAGGCACAGUCAAUUUAGUGUAUGUAAACUUCUGACCCACUGGAAUUGUGAUACAGUGAAUUAUAAGUGAAAUAAUCUGUCUGUAAACAAUUGUUGGAAAAAUUACUUGUGUCAUGCACAAAGUAGAUGUCCUAACCGACUUGCCAAAACUAUAGUUUAACAAGAAAUUUGUGGAGUGGUUGAAAAACGAGUUUUAAUGACUCCAACCUAAGUGUAUGUAAACUUCAGACUUCAACUGUAUGUAAACAAUGUGUAUAUAUAUAUAUAUAAUGUAUUUAGUAACUUGUCUAUGAUAUAUUUGUUAUACCCUGUAUUGUGUUGCAGACUCUAGCCUGGUGGUGUCUCAGGGCACUCUGAUCAUCUGCCCUGCCUCUUUGGUUCAUCACUGGAAGAAGGAGAUUGAGAGACACGUCAAGAGCAGCCGACUCAGUAUCUACCUGUACCACGGGCCCAACCGCCAGAAGAACGCCAAAGUGUAAGGGGACACACACCCGAGUCAUCUGCUUCUCUGAGUUUAACACACUUGUGUCACCUAAAAGACUCUCACACUGUCAAGUGUACAAGUUGAUUUUGGCACACAUUUUAUUUGUUUUCUAUUUCCUGCUCUCUGAUAGGCUGGCUGAGCAUGAUGUGGUGGUGACCACCUACAGCCUUGUCUCCAAGGAGGUCCCAGUCCAGAAGGAGGACGCAGAGAAACCUAGCAAGGACUCUGAGGAUGCGGUAAGAAUAAACACACAGAGAUAAACAGUGUGUAAUGUAUUUAUGGUGCUAAUGAUGCUACGACGACGUCCCAUCUCGCUCCCUCUCCCCAGCCAUCAGCCCUGCCUCCUCUGAUGCGGGUGGCCUGGGCCCGCAUUGUGCUGGACGAGGCCCACAACAUCAAGAACCCCAAGGUACAGACCUCCUUGGCUGUGUGUAAGCUGAGGGCCAUGGCCAGGUGGGCUGUUACUGGGACCCCCAUCCAGAACAACCUACUGGAUAUGUACGCCCUGCUCAAGUAAGUCCAUCCAUAUCUUACUCUACCCUUAUAUUACACACAUCAUUACAUAUUGGACAUGUCCAAUAACAAUACACCCCCUCCACAGAAUCCUCUGGGAAAGUCUCUGUCUGUGUUUGUCAGGUUUCUGCGCUGCGCCCCAUUUGAUGAGUACAAGCUGUGGAAAACCCAGGUAGACAACGGCUCUAAGAGAGGAGGAGAGAGACUUAACAUUCUGACCAGAACUCUGCUGCUCCGACGCACCAAAGACCAGAUGGACUCUACCGGAAAACCUCUGGUACAUGACACACACACACACUUUAGUCCCGUGUAGCUCAGUUGGUAGAGCAUGGCGUUUGCAACACCAGGGUUGUGGGUUCGAUUCCCACGGGGGGCCAGUAUGAAAAUGUAUGCACUCACUAACUGUAUGUCGCUCUGGAUAAGAGCGUCAGCUAAAUGACUAAAAUGUAAAUGUAAUGUGGAUUAUGAGCUGACUUGAUUUCCUUCUUCAUUUUCCAGGUGAAUCUGCCAGAUCGGACCUGUGAGGUGCAUCGCCUGAAGCUGUCUGAAGAGGAGCAGUCUGUUUACGAUGUGGUGUUCGCACAGUCCAGGUAACAACUGUCUGAUUGGUAUCAGAAACCUCUCUCUCUGGGUCUAUGGCUUAUGACACCUGGAUGACUGAUUCUUUGAACUUUUUCUCCUAGGUCCACUCUGCAGAACUAUCUGAAGAGACAUGAGGGCGACACCGGUAAAAAGGGAGACAACUCCAAUCCCUUCGACAAGGGUAAGGGAGGUCAACUUUCUUUCUGUUUAAAAAAGGUAUCUGUUUGUGUGUCUUUGAACAGAAUACCAAUGUGUGUUCUUAUUGUGUAUGUGUGUCGUCGUCGUCGUCGUACUUCCCCCCCCAGUGGCCCGGGAGUUUGGAGUGUCCCAGACGGACUCUGUGUCCUCGUCCCAGGGCCCCACCAGCACUGUUCACAUCCUGUCUCUAUUGCUCCGACUCAGACAGAGCUGCUGCCAUCUGUCUCUGUUGAAGAAGGUACACACACACUUCUACCUGCGCUCCUCUCUUUGAUCUCUGGGGUCUAUGGAACAGGCAUCUGUUGUUUUUACCUGCUGCUCUUCUCUGUGUGUGUCUUGCUCCACAGACUCUGGGUAAGUUUAGUCUGUCUUUACCUGGUGUUCUCUUUGUGUCUUAUUCAAAGACCCUGGAUCCGUCUGAGCUGCAGGGGGAUGGGAUCACUCUCUCCCUUGAGGAGCAGCUCAAUGCCCUGUGCCUCUCCUCCGAGCCCUCAGGCCCCGACCUCAAAGCCACCGUGUCCCUCAACGGGAGCCAAUUCGCCUCCGAUCUCUUCGAGGACACCCACGAGAGCACCAAGGUGAUGUCAACUGCCCCUCUGUACACUAAAAUGUUUGUUUUUAUAUGGUUAUCCUGUCAUCUAUAUACUCUACUACCUGCUUUAUUCUCUUAAUGUUCUUGUUUCAGAUCGCUGCCAUUCUCACAGAGCUAAAGGAGAUCAGGCAGCAGAGUGAGGCUCAGAAAAGGUAUAACCACACACUUAAAUGUAGCCCGUUCAGACUACAAAUGUUUGAUGUCAUCUGGAUGAUGUAGUCCUGGUCAGACAUACAGUGAGGGGAAAAAAGUAUUUAGUCAGCCACCAAUUGUGCAAGUUCUCCCACUUAAAAAGAUGAGAGAGGCCUGUAAUUUUCAUCAUAGGUACACGUCAACUAUGACAGACAAAAUGAGGAAAAAAAAUCCAGAAAAUCACAUUGUAGGAUUUUUAAUGAAUUUAUUUGCAAAUUAUGGUGGAAAAUAAGUAUUUGGUCAAUAACAAAAGUUUCUCAAUACUUUGUUAUAUACCCUUUGUUGGCAAUGACACAGGUCAAACGUUUUCUGUAAGUCUUCACAAGAUUUUCACACACUGUUGCUGGUAUUUUGGCCCAUUCCUCUAUGCAGAUCUCCUCUAGAGCAGUGAUGUUUUGGGGCUGUCGCUGGGCAACACGGACUUUCAAACUCCCUCCAAAGAUUUUCUAUGGGGUUGAGAUCUGGAGACUGGCUAGGCCACUCCAGGACCUUGAAAUGCUUCUUACGAAGCCACUCCUUCGUUGCCCGGGCGGUGUGUUUGGGAUCAUUGUCAUGCUGAAAGACCCAGACACGUUUCAUCUUCAAUGCCCUUGCUGAUGGAAGGAGGUUUUCACUCAAAAUCUCACGAUACAUGGCCCUAUUCAUUCUUUCCUUUACACGGAUCAGUCGUCCUGGUCCCUUUGCAGAAAAACAGCCCCAAAGCAUGAUGUUUCCACCCCCAUGCUUCACAGUAGGUAUGGUGUUCUUUGGAUGCAACUCAGCAUUCUUUGUCCUCCAAACACGACGAGUUGAGUUUUUACCAAAAAGUUAUAUUUUGGUUUCAUCUGACCAUAUGACAUUCUCCCAAUCCUCUUCUGGAUCAUCCAAAUGCACUCUAGCAAACUUCAGACGGGCCUGGACAUGUACUGGCUUAAGCAGGGGGACACGUCUGGCACUGCAGGAUUUGAGUCCCUGGCGGCGUAGUGUGUUACUGAUGGUAGGCUUUGUUACUUUGGUCCCAGCUCUCUGCAGGUCAUUCACUAGGUCCCCCCGUGUGGUUCUGGGAUUUUUGCUCACCGUUCUUGUGAUCAUUUUGACCCCACGGGGUGAGAUCUUGCGUGGAGCCCCAGAUCGAGGGAGAUUCAGUGGUCUUGUAUGUCUUCCAUUUCCUAAUAAUUGCUCCCACAGUUGAUUUCUUAAAACCAAGCUGCUUACCUAUUGCAGAUUCAGUCUUCCCAGCCUGGUGCAGGUCUACAAUUUUGUUUCUGGUGUCCUUUGACAGCUCUUUGGUCUUGGCCAUAGUGGAGUUUGGAGUGUGACUGUUUGAGGUUGUGGACAGGUGUCUUUUAUACUGAUAACAAGUUCAAACAGGUGCCAUUAAUACAGGUAACGAGUGGAAGAAGUUACAGGUCUGUGAGAGCCAGAAAUCUUGCUUGUUUGUAGGUGACCAAAUACUUAUUUUCCACCAUAAUUUGCAAAUAAAUUCAUAAAAAAUCCUACAAUGUGAUUUUCUGGAUUUUUUUGCCCUCAAUUUGUCUGUCAUAUUUGACGUGUACCUAUGAUGAAAAUUACAGGCCUCUCUCAUCUUUUUAAGUGGGAGAACUUGCACAAUUGGUGGCUGACUAAAUACUUUUUCCCCCCACUGUAUAUAGAAGAGCUUGAUAGACAACUGAAGUCCAUGACGAAUAAAGGUUUAUUGGUAAUAGAAAAUGUUUCCCUCACGGUAGGGUGGGGUAUGCAAAAUAGGUCAACGUUCAACACCUCUAUCUCCUAUCACCUCUGGCCUGCUGGCUCCCCUUCCUCUGCGGAAGCAUAGUUCCCGCUCAGCCCAGUCAAAACUGUUCGCUCUACUACCCCCCCCCCCCCCCCCCCCCCCCCCCCCAAAAAAAAAAAAAACUAUUGUAAAGUGGUUAUCCCACUGGCUAUAGGGUGAAUGCACCAAUUUGUAAGUCGCUCUGGAUAACAGCGUCUGCUAAAUGACGUAAAUGUAAUGUAAAUGAAUGUUUUGGCAUUCAGGUUCAAAAGGUCACUUUCUGACCACUUCCACCAUGGUUAAACAUGUUUGGAAGGUUUCGUUCAAAUCUGAAGGGGUGCAGUCAGAAAGUGAUUGAAUGCAUGUGUCGUUAUGUUGUAGUUUGAUUGUACAAUAAUCAUAUAAGAUAAUCAUCCAUUGUCUUUGUCUGUCAGUGUGAUCGUGUCCCAGUGGACCAGCAUGCUUCGCGUCGUGGCCGUCCACCUGAGGAGAAUGGGCCUGAGCUUCGCUGUCAUCGACGGCACUGUCAACCCCAAACGCCGCAUGGACCUGGUCGAGGAGUUCAACACCAACCCUAAAGGACCACAGGUAUCGUAUGGACAACCGUGACCAUAAAAUACAGUGAAAGGCUCGACCUACUGUAAGCUUUGGAUACAGUGUAGGGGCAGAGUUUAGACAAUGUUUCUGUUUUGUGUUUCUAGGUGAUGCUGGUGUCUCUGUGUGCUGGAGGAGUGGGCAUUAACCUGGUUGGAGGGAACCACCUCUUCCUCAUGGACAUGCACUGGUGAGACCCACAACACACACACCCAUCCACCACUACCAGCUGAGUGUUCUUUAUUGAUUUAUACUGUGGUUUUGUCAGGAACCCAGCUCUAGAGGACCAGGCCUGUGACCGCAUCUACAGAGUGGGUCAGCACCGAGACGUCACCAUUCACAGGUAAGAGCAUGCUUGGUUGCAAAGAUACUGUAGGAAAAUCACAUUGACAUAUUUCGAGGUUGUGCCCUGUUGGAUAAAGCUUAGAUAAAGACAUUGUAUAAAGCUGAUGUGAGUGAUUUACACAGGCAUGUGUGUCCCUGUAGGUUUGUGUGUGAGGGCACAGUGGAGGAUAAGAUCUCCACUCUGCAGGAGAAGAAGAAGGAGCUCGCACAGAAGGUGCUGUCAGGGACUGGAGCCUCCUUCACCAAGCUCUCCCUGGCUGACCUCAGGGUCAUCUUUGGGGUCUGACGACCAGGAAGUUAGGGUGGUGGGGGCAGCCAGACUGAGGACCAGGUAGUAUGCUAGAUUUAUGUUAUGGUUGUAAAAGGUUCACACUUGCUGUAUAUAUGAAUCUGGUUGAUGAAAACCCCCCUUUGCUCUUGUUGGCUACUGAGCCCUACACUACAUAUUGGCACACAGUGUGGCUAAUGUGGUUGGCACUACUUUGCUGUAAUGCGCUGGAAUGCUUUGCUGCUACUAUUCUCUAUAUGGUCUUCUGGCAGGUUGCAGAACCUCAGGCCUACUAACUGUGUACUGUUUUAUUUCCCAUAUCCUGCGCUCUGUUUUCACAUACUGUAUUCCAUGUGUUAUGACAAGGGCCUUGAGUUUCUCCUGGUCAGGUCACAUGGUAUUUUCAUUGAAUACAUUUAAGUGUAAUUUAUAGGACUGACUUGUAUCUCUGCUGGGUCAUGUUAUUUCUAAUCCUAAUUAUUUUUUACAUGUUAUGUUGUGUCUGUAAACUGCUAGUGUUUGAUUAUGAUGACUUCCUCAAGGAUGUGGAUGUUUUUGAAUAAAAUAUUAUUCAUUACA
Coregonus sp. 'balchen' is the source of this 10903-nucleotide messenger RNA. The record is from the annotation of a GenBank genome assembly. NCBI's taxonomy places the organism in Eukaryota, Metazoa, Chordata, Actinopteri, Salmoniformes, Salmonidae.